AUGGCAGACUUAUUGCGCCCUUCGAGAACCCUGGCCGGGCGAACUGCCAUCGUCACUGGCGCAGGAGCCCUGGCAGGCGGGAUUGGCAACGGCCGCGCAGCAGCAAUCUUAUUGGCAGAAGCAGGGUGUUCAGUAACUUGCGUCGAUCUCCAGCUCGAGCGUGCAGAGGAGACGGCCGAGAUGAUCUCCAAGGAGGGCCACGGCAAGGCUCUUGCGGUCGCAGGUGAUGUCACCAGCGGCGAGGAUUGCAAACGUAUCGUUGACAAGACCAUUGCGUCCUUCGGCCGUCUCGACAUUCUGGUGAACAACGUCGGGGUUAUGGGUCCGAAGGGGGACUCGACGCAGGUCGACAUCGCUGCCUUUAUGAAGGCAAUGGAGGUCAAUGUAGGAUCCAUGGUCCAGAUGGCCAAGUACUGCAUCCCCCAGAUGGUGAAGAAUGACGGGCAGUGGGCCGGCAGCAUCGUUAACAUGGGAAGCGUCGCCGGGCUGCGCGGUGGAACGCCAAACGUUCUGUAUCCCACGAGCAAGGGUGCGGUUGUCAACCUGACCAGAGCCAUGGCUGCCAAUCACGCUGCAGACAGGAUUCGAGUCAACUGUGUCUGUCCCGGCAUGGUGUAUACUCCUAUGGUUUUCGGGGACACUGGAAUGGAGGAAGAAGAAAGGGAGGUUCGAAAAGCUCGCAGCCUACUUGGUACCGAGGGGAAUGGUUGGGAUGUCGGUGCGGCCAUCAGGUUUCUCGCUGGUGAUGAAUCACGAUGGAUGACGGGCGUGAUUCUCCCAGUUGAUGCGGGAGCGACAUGUGCGACUGGCAUUGGUAUCAAGGGUCUGCAUAAAUCAAAGCUUUAUAAUUAA
Molecule: messenger RNA, 852 nt
Organism: Clonostachys solani
Lineage: Eukaryota; Fungi; Ascomycota; Sordariomycetes; Hypocreales; Bionectriaceae
Source: the annotation of a GenBank genome assembly